AUGGUUGAAAUUAAAAACAGCCUGCAAUGGAUAGCUUCUUUGGAUGUAAAAUCACCGACCAAAAUUUUUCGCAAAAGUUCUAUUAUAUGUACUAUUGGUCCGAAUACCAAUAGUCUUGAAAUGAUAUCCAAGUUACGUGAAGCUGGUAUGAAUAUUGUUCGUUUGAACUUUUCUCAUGGCUCCCACGAAUAUCACAAAUCUGUAAUAGAAAAUACACGUAAAAAUGCUAAAUUGGCUCCCGGUCGACCUGUUGCGAUUGCUCUGGAUACGCUUCCUAUCACAGUCGGACACGAAAUGAUCUUUAGCACAAAUGAAAAAUAUGCUGAUAAAUGUGACUUAGAAGUGAUGUAUGUUGACUACAAGAAUCUCACUAACGUUAUUAAAGUUGAUAAGAUUAUAUAUGUUGACGAUGGUGUCCUUUCAUUUAAAGUAAUUGAAGUACAUGAUGAUUAUGUUAAAGUUCGUGCUUUAAAUAAAGGGACACUUUCCAGUAAAAAAGGAGUUAAUUUACCUGGCACCGACGUGGAUUUACCUGCAGUUUCCGAAAAGGAUAAAGAAGAUUUGAUAUUUGGAGUGGAAAAUGACGUUGACAUGAUAUUUGCUUCCUUCAUACGUUCUGGUCAAGAUAUCAAAGAAAUAAGAGAGAUCUUGGGGGAAAAAGGGAAAAACAUUAAAAUUAUUGCCAAGAUUGAAAGUCAACAAGGUGUCAAUAAUUUUGAUGAAAUCUUGAAAGAGACUGAUGGAGUUAUGGUUGCUCGUGGUGAUCUUGGUAUUGAAAUCCCACCAUCAUAUGUGUUCGUUGCACAAAAAAUGAUUAUUGCAAAGUGUAAUCUUGCAGGGAAGCCUGUUGUAUGUGCCACACAAAUGUUAGAAUCUAUGACAGUAAAAGUUAGUGAUGUAGCUAAUGCCGUUUUGGAUGGUGCAGAUUGUGUUAUGUUGUCCGGAGAAACUGCUAAAGGAUCUUAUCCUAUUGAAGCAGUUCAAAUGAUGCACGAGACUUGCAUCAUGGCCGAAUCAGUCAUUUGUUAUCCCCCUCUCUUUAACGAACUUAAAACACUUACUCCAUCACCUAUGGAUACGACAGAAGCUGUAGCUUGUUCUGCUGUAUCUACAGCUAAUGAAAUACAUGCGGAAUGUAUUCUUGUAUUAUCAACAUCAGGCGAGACAGCACGUUUUGUAUCUAAGUAUAGACCACGCUGUCCGAUUUUAACCGUCACACGAAUGUCACGUACUGCAAGACAAAUUCAUCUUUAUCGAGGAUGUUAUCCUUUUAUCUAUGAAAUUCCUAAAACUGUAAGUGAUGAAUGUGAAAAAUGGCAAGAUGAUGUGGAAGAGAGAAUUAGAUGGGGAAUAAACCGUGCCAUAGAGCUCAAGUAA
Molecule: messenger RNA, 1377 nt
Organism: Diversispora eburnea
Lineage: Eukaryota; Fungi; Glomeromycota; Glomeromycetes; Diversisporales; Diversisporaceae
Source: the annotation of a GenBank genome assembly